GCCACAGGUAUCCACCCACCAAACGCCAACAUCAUACUUGAUCACUUCAAAACACCUACUCCUCCGCCUCUAGCAACACCUCCAGAGCAAACCGCAGCUGCUGCUCUACCUACAGAGCCAAACUGGCUCAAAGCCAAGUUGUUGUUGCGGAGUGUAGUGAAGGAUGACGCUGGUGCAGAGGCAUCGGCUUUGGAACAGGCUAUCCACCAGCUCCACGUUCAACUAGAGCUCACUCAGCAUGAGUUAAAAGGUGUACAACAGGCUCUUACUGCUAAGGAUAGGGUGAAGAAUAAGAAGAAGGUACUGCCUUUGUACGCUCACAGCCUUGAGCGGCACGGAGGAGCUACCUGGUGGAGUCCUUCAUUGAAGAGGGAAGCCGAUGCCCAUGCUGCUGCAUUUGAGGCCCAUCAACAACAGGUAGAGGCAGAGAAAGCUACCCAGAAGGAGCUACAACACACUCAAAAACUACUCAAAGAGAAGCAGCAGCAGCAGAAGCGUGAGGCGCGGAUAAGGGAGAAGGAAGAGCGUGACCAGCAAAAGGCUGAACAGGCAGAGGAAGCAGCCGAACGCAGAACUGAGAGAGAGCGUCAAAAACAAGCCCGCGACGCUGCAAAAGCUCUACAAUUAUCCCAAAAAGGCAAGCGCAAGGCCUCACAGAAAGCAGUACCAAGAAAGAAGCAGAAUCGUGGUGUUGCUGCUGCCCGGAGUGGUGCUGCUGCUGAGAGCCUGGUGCAGGUGGCUCCU
Molecule: messenger RNA, 744 nt
Organism: Macroventuria anomochaeta
Lineage: Eukaryota; Fungi; Ascomycota; Dothideomycetes; Pleosporales; Didymellaceae
Exons: 1
Source: RefSeq, a predicted model, not a curated record